Microthlaspi erraticum is the source of this 348-nucleotide messenger RNA. The record is from the annotation of a GenBank genome assembly. Lineage: Eukaryota; Viridiplantae; Streptophyta; Magnoliopsida; Brassicales; Brassicaceae.
AUGGACGCCGUGACAUUUCCUAGGAGGUUGUUCACAGAAGGAGAAGAACCGGAUUAUGAUCGCAGUGUUGUCUACUAUAGCAAGAACACUGCACUGUGGUCUCAAAUGCACACCACACUUGAAGAUGAAUGGGAUGAGCUUGAGAAUUCUAAGCUGGGACCCCUCUUCAGGUUCACGAAGCUCGAGUUUAAUUGGGCAUCGAAGGUGGCACAGACUAUGCUCACUAUGCAAGUAGCAUGCAAGAAGAAGUAUGAGAUAUGGAGUGCCGUGGGUGUACAGCCAGUGCGAUUUUCUCUGAACGAGUUUGAACACAUCACCGGGCUUAACUGCGAGUAUAAAGAAGCGUGA